AACUUCAUUCUCACAUCAAAACCCCCAACAUUGUCGCGCGACUCCAGACAGGCAAAGUCUCGCUCGAAUAUCACUGGCGCUCAUACUUGACCACUGGCAACAGCUGUGACAAUACAACCCAGCGCUUGAACGCACAGAGGAGCGGCAGCAUGGAUUACGAUGCAUUUGGCGCAAAUGACGGCGAGGACGCUGGACCCAAGAUCACCAUUCGUGAGACGACGGACAAAUCGAUCCGAUUCCGCCUGUCCAACACUUCUCUUGCCCUCGCCAAUUCAGUACGACGUGUGAUGCUCGCCGAAGUACCGACUAUCGCCAUUGACUUGUGUGAAAUCGAAGCCAAUACUUCAGUCCUCGCCGACGAAUUCCUCGCUCAUCGACUCGGUCUCAUUCCUCUGAGCACAAAGGGUGUGGAUGAGAUGGUCGACUUUCGGGACUGCACAUGCGACGAAUAUUGCGACAACUGCAGUGUUGUACUACGCUUGAAUGCUGCCAACCGAAACAGCGAUCAGAACCUCAAGGUGUUUGCGCGCGACCUUUUUGUUGAGUCCGGCGCACCGGGCGUGGCAACCUACAACCGCUCCAAUGGAGUCAACGGGACUUCCUCAGAUGACUUGCCUCCGCGUGGUGCCCCAAUCAUUGGCGACCCAGCAGGGCAGGGGCCUCUGAUAUGUCAGCUGCGCAGAGGGCAGGAGCUGAGGAUAAAGUGCAUAGCAAAGAAGGGCAUUGCGAAAGAGCACGCGAAGUGGGCACCUACGGCAGCGAUUGGAUUCGAGUACGACCCUUGGAACAAAUUAAAGCACACGACGUUGUGGUAUGAGACGGAUGCGAAAGCUGAGUGGCCUGAGCCCCAAAAGAAUGGCGACUGGGAGGAGCCACCCCAAGAAGGCGAACCUUUUGACUAUGCCGCUGAACCCACCAACUUUUACUUCGAGCUCGAAGGAACUGGAGUAAUGCCUCCAGAUCAGAUUCUGCACUCAGGCAUUCGAGUGCUACAGGCUAAACUGGCAGGCAUAAUAAGAGAUCUUGGUACUGAUGCACAGGUCGGUGAUCAGAACGGUUUUGGAGGCUUCAGUCCCAAUGAUCCAAUGGCGAAUGGUGCGGCGAGCGCGUAUGGCGGAGGGAAUUAUGGCGGUACGAGUGUCUACGGGGAUGGUGGCGGCGCCGCCACAGCCUAUGGCGGAGGCGCUGGCAGUGUCUAUGGCAUGGCGACGCCGUAUGGACAACAACGGCAAUACUGAGGUGCUCACAUGCUUGCAUCGACAUGAUAAGAGCGGGCGGAAGCGUGAAGGGAGUAUUGGCGUAUGCAACAAGACGUGAGCAGACUGCAGAGCGCUCUCGACGUCGCUGUGGAGCCACACGAGGAUGAAUGUGACAGUGGUCCUGGGUUGUCCUACUGCAGCUCAAUGUCUCAGUGCGUUGCUUCGAGACGUCCACAAGAGUGCGGAAUCGAAGAUGCAGCUCAAGGCGGGCAGCUUCGUGCCAGCUCGUUGGGCAGGCACUGCAUCUAUAGCGUCCGCAAAGGUCUCGAUUGAGGUGCGAGGGCUCACCUCAUGCGCGUGUGCCUACAACAUGAAGUAGAGCAGGCAGCAUUAAUCACGGAUAUACCUACGUUAGGUAAGGUAUAUUCAUGUACCUCAGGUACACUAGGUAGUUGCGAGGCUAUCGCUCCAAAGACACAGUUGAACG
Messenger RNA from Sphaerulina musiva SO2202, 1686 nucleotides. Its product is annotated as insert subdomain of RNA polymerase alpha subunit. The coding region runs from base 150 to 1238 and encodes 362 amino acids. Gene Ontology annotation, molecular function: protein dimerization activity; DNA-directed RNA polymerase activity. The transcript has 2 exons. Gene Ontology annotation, biological process: DNA-templated transcription. Gene Ontology annotation, cellular component: RNA polymerase II, core complex. Lineage: Eukaryota; Fungi; Ascomycota; Dothideomycetes; Mycosphaerellales; Mycosphaerellaceae. The record is from RefSeq and is a predicted model, not a curated record.